This is a messenger RNA of Paramecium sonneborni, 400 nucleotides long. NCBI's taxonomy places the organism in Eukaryota, Ciliophora, Oligohymenophorea, Peniculida, Parameciidae. The record is from the annotation of a GenBank genome assembly.
AUGAAACACAAUAUUCAUAACCCAAAAGAGCAUUCCCCAUCUAAUUAAUUGUUGUUCAAACGAUCUAAGGAAUCAUUCUUUAUUUUUUUUGGGAUAAUUGGUGUUUGGAUGAAAAUUAAUACAAAAAACACUCAAUCACUACAACCAUAGGUUUAACUGACAGACAAAAUAUUGAUUUUCUUACUUAGUGUAAUGUAAGUAUUUUGAUCCAAUAGUAUAUGUUAGUUUUUUGGAAACAUAUGCAAAUGAGUUUUACUACACUAGAAAAGUUAAAAUACUUGAAAAUGACAAACAGGAAUGUGAAUGUCAAAGUUUAGAUAAUAUUCUACUUGAAAUACAUUUUAAUGGUAUAAUAGAUGAGUAUUCUAAUUACACAUUUUCAAAAAAAUGUUAUUUGUGA